AUGUUGAAGCAUUUGCCAGGAAGACCACCGCAAUCGUCGUCUACAAUCAACAACCUUUCAAUGCCGCCGUCAAAACCAACUUUGGUCUUCGUCCACGGAGGAUGGCAUGAUCCAUCUUGCUUCGACUCCGUCCGAGUACCACUUGAAUCCGCAGGAUACAAGUGCCGCGUUCCUGCUCUACCUUCCAUCGGCGAAUUAUCAGCUACGAAGACAUCUAGCGACGAUGUGGCUGUGGUGCAUGGUAUCAUCAGCGACUGUGUUUCGAAGGGAGAAGAUGUCAUCGUGAUCGGGCACAGCAAUGGUGGUCUCAAAGCCAAUGGGGCCUUGAAGGGACUGGUUGGCCCAGAUAGCACUGUGGCCGAUAGUACGGGGAAGAUUUUGGGCCUCGGGAUAAUCGCAGGUCUCCUUCCUCCAGUUGGGAAGAUGGGUGCAUCUGCACCAGCACCACAAUCGCAUUUGAGCGAUAACCGAUGGGUCUUCAGUGAGACCGAUCCGACCAUGCUUCCCCGAGAUCCAACGAACCUCUUCUACAACGACAUGUCUCCAGAACAAGCGGCUUACUGGACCGCUCGUAUUAAACCGAUGCAUACACAAGAGAUGUUCGGAGGCUACUACGAAGCAUGGCAUCAUGUGCCAGUUUCGUACCUGGUCACUACCAAGGAUAAUGGUAUAUCUGAAGCUCAACAGGAUGCAAUCAUCAACGACGCCAAAGCCGAGGGCGGAAUCGUGUUUGCAACUCAUGUCGAAGCCAGCCAUAGCCCCUUUCUGAGUGUGCCCGACAAAGUUGCGGCAUGGAUCCGACGUGCUGCAGAGGAAGAGUUUGUGACGACGUAG
Zasmidium cellare ATCC 36951 is the source of this 834-nucleotide messenger RNA. RefSeq lists its product as uncharacterized. The transcript is spliced from 2 exons. Lineage: Eukaryota; Fungi; Ascomycota; Dothideomycetes; Mycosphaerellales; Mycosphaerellaceae. Bases 1 to 834 code for a protein of 277 amino acids. The record is from RefSeq and is a predicted model, not a curated record.